Molecule: messenger RNA, 1323 nt
Organism: Penicillium griseofulvum
Lineage: Eukaryota; Fungi; Ascomycota; Eurotiomycetes; Eurotiales; Aspergillaceae
Product: nitrilase
Exons: 2
Coding region: 1-1323 (440 amino acids)
Molecular function (GO): catalytic activity
Source: RefSeq, a predicted model, not a curated record
AUGCCCUCCCUAACAGUAGCAGUCGCCCAAUCCCGCACCCAACCCACCCUCCCAGAAACCCUCCGCGCCCUCGAACGAACAACAACCCUCGCCUCCCACCGCGGCGUCCACCUCCUCCUCUUCCCAGAAGCCUAUCUAGGCGGAUACCCCCGGACCUGCACCUUCAACACCGCAGUCGGAACCCGCCACCCACGCGGCCGGGACCAAUUCCUCGCCUACUUCAAGUCCUCCAUCGAUCUAGGCGACACGCCAUGCGGCGCCGGCGAUGAAUGGAUUUCUCGAAGACUGGAGGCAGCAGAGGGAAAGCGGUUCCGAGGUGACGGGACGAGGGAGUUCCUCGAGCGUGUGUCGAGGGAGUUCCUCGAGCGUGUGUCGAGGGAGACGGGUGUUUUUAUUGUUACCGGGUUGGUGGAGAGAGCGGGGGGCAGUUUGUAUUGUGCUGUUGUUUAUGUUGAUCCUGUUAGAGGGGUUUUGGGAAAGAGGAGGAAGGUUAUGCCGACGGCCGCCGAACGCCUAAUCUGGGCCCAGGGUUCGCCCUCCACCCUCCGUGCAGCCACAACAACCCUAAACGGCAUCCCGCUAACUAUAGCAUCGGCAAUAUGCUGGGAAAAUUACAUGCCACUUCUACGUCAGAGUCUGUAUUCCCAGAACGUUAAUAUCUACCUCGCUCCCACGGCUGAUGCACGCGAUACAUGGCUCCCGCUUAUGCGGACUGUCGGUGCUGAAGGCCGGUGUUUCGUGCUCUCGGCGAAUCAGUGUGUGCGACAUUCUGAAUUGCCGGAGUGGAUUACCGGUGUAAGAAAGAACCAGAAUUCAGAUGCAGAUGAUGCUGCACGCACUCCAUCCAAGACGGCGGGGACGCAGCUGGAAAGGAAAGUGUCUGUCACUGCUGAGGGUCCGCAUGAGAUUGUCUGGCCGCAGACUCAUGAGGCUCCGGGUAAGGAGCAGGCCCAGGGCGAGGGUCAGGAGAAUCCCACGAAUACUAAACACCCCCUGGAUCCUACGGAGUCAGAAUGGGAUUAUGUCUGUCGUGGAGGAAGUUGUAUUAUCUCGCCUCUUGGGGAGGUUCUUGCCGGACCGUUGUGGGAAGUUUGCACAGAUGACGUGCCGGAUAGUAGCGAAGCUGCAGUGAGUGAUUCGGCGCCUGGUACGUCAGCUGAGUCUCGUCCUGCUGUUGCGGCUGGUGAUGGGUUGGCUAUUGCGCGGAUUGAUAUGGAUGAUUGUGAGCGUGGACGACUUGAUCUUGAUGUCGCUGGGAGUUAUUCACGGGAUGCGUUUAAAUUUGAGGUUGAAGGGUUGGAUUUGGCGCCGCCGCCUUUGUAG